Messenger RNA from Kwoniella shivajii, 1650 nucleotides. RefSeq lists its product as uncharacterized. Gene Ontology annotation, molecular function: 3',5'-cyclic-GMP phosphodiesterase activity; 3',5'-cyclic-AMP phosphodiesterase activity. NCBI's taxonomy places the organism in Eukaryota, Fungi, Basidiomycota, Tremellomycetes, Tremellales, Cryptococcaceae. The record is from RefSeq and is a predicted model, not a curated record. Bases 1 to 1650 code for a protein of 549 amino acids. Gene Ontology annotation, biological process: negative regulation of glucose mediated signaling pathway; cAMP catabolic process. The transcript is spliced from 8 exons.
AUGUCAGGAGGAACAGCGACAUCUCGUACCAAGCCAUUAAAAAGAUCAACAAGAUCAAAAACUCAGACUUCAUAUUUGGCUAAACCAGAUAUCAAACAAACUGAAUCAAGACAACAUGAUCAAGGUAAAUCUAAUCGUCAAACGAUAAGAAGUGAGAAUGACUCGGCACCCAAGAAGAAGGACUGGAAACCUAGAGAUAAAAAUCAUGAUCAUGGAGAUACUUGGGAAAUCGUAGUUCUGGGCAGUGGUGGUGGACCAUUAGAAACUGAUAUUUCAGGAUAUCUCGUUAAAGCGUCGAACAGUACUUGGGAAGAAGGGUUUCUAGCGCUUGAAGGUGGAUCGGGUUUAGGUUCAUUGGCUUCAAUAUUAGCUUCAACAUCAUCAUCCUCAUUGUUCCCAGGACUAACUUUUCCAGAUAAUUACAAUACCCCUUUACUACAAGCUGCAUAUGUCUUCUCAUUUCUAACAUGUUAUCUCAUAACCCACGCGCAUUUAGAUCAUGUUGGUUCUUUGAUAAUGCUGUCAGGUUCUGUACCUGCUAGAUCAAUAGAGCAUACACAACCACCACAUACAUCACCAACAAGAUCAUCACGGAUACAGGGUCCUGUUUCAGACACAAACGCAAAUGUACGUGAAAGUACAAGUGGAUCAUCAACGCCAAAACAACCUAGACCUCAUGUGUAUGGUACAAGGACGACUUUGGAGCAGUUAAGUCAAGCUUAUCAAGGUGGUCUGUGGCCAGAAUUAGGUUCUUGGGCUCCAGAUAGGGAUGGUCAGGAAAAGCAGAUCCAAAAAGAGGAUGGAGGAAGCAAACGUAGAAAAGUAAAUAAUAAAUCUAGUAGUAACGGUGUAAAAGGUAGAUCGGGUAGCGGGAAAGACGAAAAGAUGGAUCCAAGUGACGAGAAUGAUUAUUCAUGUUUGCUGUUCUCACCACUAAGUACAGAAUGCGUACAUUCACCAUUACAUUCAACCCUUCCCAUUUCGUUGUUGACAUAUCCAGUGGUUCAUGGAUGUACAUCGCGGCAUACAUAUGAAUCAUCAGCAAUGUUUAUUCGAUAUGAUCCGACAGCAAUAUCCAAAACGCCUCCUUCUUCAUCGCGUAAAGCAAAUCAAUCUGGUGCAAACAACGCGAAUGGUAACGGCGCUUCACCUUCAGCUGCCUCUCCUGCUUCAUCAUCAUCUUCAUCUAAUGCAGGAAGGGAAUUCUUGUUUUUCGGCGAUGUGGAAUCUUCUUACAGGAGAAAAGGAGAGGAACAAGUUGAUAUUAAAAGAGGGAAGGAAGCUGAGAAACUUAACGAGGUCGUAUGGAAAGAAGCUGCCAAAAGUUGGAAGGAUGGCAGAUUGUGUGGUAUCUUUUUGGAAUGCUCUUAUGACUCGUCAAGACCUGCACAUUUGAUGUUUGGUCACCUCAACCCACCUGCACUAUAUCACGAAAUGAAAACCUUGGCUGGAUUAGUAUCACAAACGGAAGAGCGACCACUGAACGGACUCAAGAUUUUUAUAAUACAUAUCAAGGAUGCACUGGUACCUCAUCCGACAGGCAGAACAGCGAGGGAGAUUAUAAUGUCCGAAUUGAAUGAACUGGAAUCGCAAGGUGAUUUAGGAGUCAAGUUCGUGGAAACCAAAAGGGGAGAUAGAAUUGCCAUAUAA